CAUUAGUAAAAUAACAAGGCAACCCUGGACGAUUACUGACAGUGUCACUGUCAAAUCUCCCGUGACAGCAACAUCAUUUCUUGAGCAAUCAAACAAAUCAAAAUUUUUAUUACGUCAAUUGAGAUCGACCGCGGUGGUCGCUAUACAUAUAAACUAAACAAAAAAAUGUGUUCAGGUUACAGUAAAUCGUAAAUUUGUUAAAUAAUAUGAAUGUCAAUAUUCUUAAAAACUUGACUUUAUUCUUGUUGGUCUCAUGACCAUUUAGAAUUUUUAUUCUUGAGCUACAAAAGCAUAGCAAAUGGGUGACGUUGUUAGUUUAUUUUCUGUGUUAGUAAUGAAAUUGAAAUCUAAAUUUAAUGAGAGUAAAGUAAAUUUUCAUCUCGAUCUACCAUGGGAGAAGCUGAAGACAGUAAAAUGGAUGAACGAAAGGGCUACGUCGAAUAAGGCGUAUGUCCCAACUAAGGUGGAAAAUGUCGCCAACGUGUGCACCCAUGCGUUAUGCGUAGCGCCCGCUUCGUUUGGAGCCCGGGAGCUCCUCACACGCUCAGUCAACGCGCCUCAAGCCAUCGCAGCCGUGGUCUACGGUCUGGCGCUAUGCCUGCUUUUCGCCGUCUCCACAACCUUCCAUUCUGUGUGCUGCUGCAGAUCUGACACCAAAAUGAAACACUUCCUGCACCGCUGCGACCGCGCAAUGAUAUACAUCUUCAUCGCGAGCUCCUACUUCCCCUGGCUGACGGUGGGCACGGUGUCCUGUUGGAUGCUACGGGAGCUACGGUGGGCCAUCUGGCUGCUGGCGGUACUCGGCAUCACGUACCAGCAGAUCUUCCACGAGAGAUACAAGAUGUUGGAGCUGUUGCUCUAUUUGGUCAUGGGGCUGGGACCCGCGGCGAUCAUUCUCACGUCGAAUCACCAGUUCCCCGCGAUGAACGACCUGAUGGCGGGCGGGGUGCUGUACCUGAUCGGCGUCUUCUUCUUCAAAUCCGACGGCCGCGUGCCCUUCGCACACGCGAUAUGGCACGUCUUCGUCGCCCUGGCCGCCUCAGUUCACUAUUUGGCCAUACUUCGCCACCUGUUUCCUGAACUCAAAUCUCAAUGAAGACUGCCCAACAAUCAACCUAUUGCAUCUCGAUUAUUUUGAGCUCUCUAGCUAUUUUUGUAUCCUAACUCGAUCACAAGGCCGCUGAUUGUUGAAAGGAAGAUACUGAUUGGUAAGUUCGUGAACCGACGACGGUAAUUGGUCCUUUGUGCUGUUGUUAGCAGCUCCUGAUACCUGUAUCAAACGCAUUCAUAUGUGAAUGUCAUUCGGUAGCGUAUUUAAUUAGAACGAACGGUCGGUGCUGCCCGAUUUUCUCGUAACAAUAAGAUCAUCGUAUUUUUAGCGAACCUAAAAAUGAAUUACUUGUCAAAAUUAUUAUAGUAACGCGGCACAAAUUGGAGGUUUACUUAAGAAUAGAACUUUCAACCUUUAGUAUAGUUUUGUUUACGUAUUGUAAGAAAUCGAUAGACAUAUAAAAUACAUGCGGCGAUUGUCGGCGGUAGGAGUCGAAGAAGGCGGAAUUAUUAAUUGGCAACUGGUCAGAACGCGUAACGCCAAAUAAACAAUGUUCGAAUUGUGUGUAUAUUUUCUAAGAUAUUGUUAAAACUUAUUGUAGUAGUCGUAUCUCUGAAUCUCGAGACCAAUCCAACCCUUUUUAGACUAUACCUAUAUGAAGUGUAUUGGGGUUUUUUAGAAACUUUUAUACCUAUACUUAUUAUAUGAAUCCAGUUUUUUCAAAGAGAUCUUUUAUACACCUCAAUGUGAAUUUUCUAUUUAAUAGUUCGUUAUACAUUUUAGCGUAGCUAGUUCACCGGACUGUCAGCGACAAAAGUUGUUUAACCAUAUUAGCAGGUCAGUGCAGUAAGGUAAUUUGUAUACCGGCUUUUGUCGUUGACAUCGUAUAAAUCUUAUCAAAUAGGGUUUAACAGUAAUGAUCUGAUGAUCUUCAAUAGAUUUUUGCUCCACUUUGUUCCGUUUAUUUUACAUUUAUUUAUUCCUUAGAUUUUUAAGAAUUGCUCAAUAUUAUGUGUGACUAGAUAUUUUUUGCUAGACUUCCAAAUGUGUGUACCUAGUGUAUAGUAGGGAGUGCUUAUUAGGUACUUUGUUCAUUAAGUGAGAACGUAACCAUUUAGUUUUUGAAUGGGUCCUUGCUCGGACCGACUAAAAAUUUAAGGCGAUUUAUCAAAAUCAGUGCAAUCACGAAUAAACACAAAACGAUGUGAGAUGGCAUUAUUAUGGACGCAUAAACUAUGCAACAUCCUUCAGCUGAAUGAUAAAUAUUAAACAAGAUUUUCCAUGUACAGAUUAUUGCUACUAAAUAUAAUAAUGAUUUCGGAAAGGAAACAUACGUAAGUUAAAUUCAAACCUUUUUGUUGGCAACCUCUAUUUACUUAGUCCGCGCGGGCGAAUAUAGAUAAAUAUGAUUGGCAGAUAUGUAGGUACAGUCAACCGCAUAUUAUGUUACCCUGCAUGGAACUCUAUGACACGGUCAUAGAGGCGAAUUUGCAGUGAAUAUGGGUAGGUUGAUAUAUACUUGUUGACAGUUCGUAGCGGCGGCGAACAAUGCCACCAGACGAGAAGUGGGACACGCCGGAUACUUCCCGUAUCGGACUUGACGAUAUUUCCAAUAACCACUCACCUUUUAACCUUUGGGUACAGAGCUUUUGUGUUCUAAAUGUUCCAUAGAUGUCUCUUGUGUGAACGACCAAUAUCUAAGGUCAGUUUCUUUUCUAUGACUUUUAGUUACGGUCACUUUAAGCGUUAUGUCUCCUUUAUACAGAUAUUAAUUCUAUUGAGGGUACCCAAAAAUCCGGUAUAGAUGCGUGAUUUUAUGUAUGCCAUUACGUUUAGUACCCAAGUUUGCCAUUUCAUUCAAGUACCUAAAGCAAGCUGUAAGAAUAUUUUUAACAGUUGAAACCCCUUGAUAAUGCAGGAAAGGUGAUGUGGCAUAGAAUUUAAUUUCAAAAUGUGUAAUCUAUAGGUACUACACGAAAAACUAGUAAUACUGGCCUUAGAUACAUACCAAACAUUUAACUAUUUAAUCGUGAAAACUGAAAAGAUGAAGAUUUUACAGUUCUAGUCAUUUGAUUGCUACAAACAUUUUGAAUGUCUUGAUUAUGCAGGUAUCAUUACCUACUUAUUCGUAAUUUAAUUAGGGUGGGUAAAUGAAGUCUUAACCGGUUAGUCAAGGUUAUCACAGGGUAAUUCGGUAUAAUGCAUACUUAAAUUAUGCGUAUGCACAAAAUUACAUAAAAUUUGUAUUGCUUUUGACGACAGUAAUUUAAAUUGUGUAUUAUUUAUUCAUGGAGUUGUUAAAUUUUGAAUUAUACAUAUUUAGCUUUUUUCUUAUGUGGUAUAGGGAUGUAGUGUAAUAUGUAAGGGAAUUUUAUCUUCCUGGUUAACCUUUUUUAUAAAUACAAAGAGUGCAAAGUAUUUAUAAGUAGAUGAAGUUAGUCAGUCUGGUUUUAAUUUUGUAAAUGGGGUCCUGUCAGUAUUUGAUAAACCAAAUUGUGUAAUAUUGGAAAUUGAGGUGAUAAUGGAUAUUAAAUUCGUGAGUAGUGCAAAUAGUAACGUUGUUAAGCCAAAAAUAUUCGUAUGUAAAGUUUUUAUCUGUUUUGGUAACUUUAGCCUGUCUUCCAAGCAGAUUUAGUAGAUAAAAAUUAAAAAUAUGUAAUUGUGAAUCUCAUUUUUGAAAAUGUUACAGUUUUAUAUGUGAUAGUUAUUUUAAAUAGAAAUAUUAAAAUAGACCGCUAUCCACUCCCGCUAAGUAUAUAGGGAUCGUGGUAAGUGGAAAGAUGGUCUCUGCCUGCUCCUCCCGGAUAGAGGCGUGAUUUGUAUGUAAAGUAGAUUAGUAAUUUUUUUGCCAUGUCCGAUAAACUGAGCUAUAUAUUUUUCAUCAUAUACUUCUUUUGACAUACCGAUAUAAUAGUUAUGUAUAUUCCAUUCCUAAUAAAAGUUUAUAUUCCUAAAUCCAGCCCACCGUUAGAAUACAAAGUAUGUAUGUACUCAACCCAUUAGUAUGUACCAAUAAUCGUAAAAUAUAUACAAACAUAUUAGAUUUAUUACAAGUAAUAUUUAAUGAAAAUAUCAAGAAGGGAUUAUUUUCGAACAAAGCAUGCUUUAUAGAUGAUGUCUAAAAGAGCUAGUGUAACUUGCAUUGAAAAAUAAGUUUUGCUCCUAUUGCUGGUUUUAAGAGAUCACAUCACAGCCAGCGGCUUAUGAGUAUCAUAACUACGUACUAAAGACUUUAAGUUUUGACUGCUAUUAUCUUCAUUUUAAUAAUACGUAAAAUAGGGGUGCAAUAUGUGAUUGAUGUCUAAUGAGCUUGAAAAUCAAACAAAAGGACAUCUUUUUUUAAGAAAGUAUAAAGCGAGGCACUUGAUUUGAAAAUAAUCUCGAUAUGUAUGUUAAUGUAUUUAUUAUAUAAUGGGUACUGUAGUAGAUUUAAGAGUUACAUCAUUAAUACAUACUUCAAUAUAGCCCAGAAGCAUGGUGAAACCCAGCAUCAAGCUAUUGUUAUAAUUUACAAAUAGAAAAAUUACGUGCGUAAUUAAAUGUAAUUUUUAAUUGCCUCCAUUUUAACCUAUCCACGCUAUUCGUCUUAUUUAUGCCAAAGAUUUGAGUGUCAUCAUUUCUUCUGGGUAUAUAAAUAAUAUUCAGUGGUUGAUAAUUUUCGUACAGAUUGUAUGUUUCAUGAAAGUUACCUUUGAUAAUGGACCCUGGUAUAGUUUUGUAGAGGUUUUUGGGAACUCAAUAAAAAGUUUACAA
Molecule: messenger RNA, 4804 nt
Organism: Amyelois transitella
Lineage: Eukaryota; Metazoa; Arthropoda; Insecta; Lepidoptera; Pyralidae
Product: monocyte to macrophage differentiation factor 2
Exons: 4
Coding region: 299-1096 (265 amino acids)
Cellular component (GO): membrane
Molecular function (GO): pore-forming activity
Source: RefSeq, a predicted model, not a curated record